AUGCCAGUCUUGAGUUUGAGUGAGCUUAACAUCGUGCUCGGCGUACUGGGUGGUUUCACAUAUCUUUAUGGCCUCAUCUCUGUCAAGAUCAAGCAGGCAUGGUACCUUGGUGAAGCCCUACCCGCCGUCUUGAUCGGUGUCGUCCUCGGUCCCAUAGCCGCCAAGUUUAUCGAUAGUGAAAGAUGGGGUUCCGCAACGCCGGGUCAGACCAGUGAGAUCACUCUGGGUGUCGCCCGUGUCAUGAUUGGUGUUCAGCUGGUCAUUGCAGGCUAUCAACUUCCUGCCAAGUACGGCCUCACACGAUGGAAGGAGAUGGCACUGUGCCUUUUGCCUAUCAUGACCAUCAUGUGGUUCUGCACAACAGCUUGCAUCAUGCUCACAAUCCCAAAGGUCACAUUCCUUGCCGCUCUCGUCAUCGGUUCCUGCGUCACCUGCACCGACCCCAUCCUCUCCCAGGCCAUUGCAAAAGGUCCCUUUGCCGAUAAAUACGUCGCCCGACCGCUCCGAGAGAUCAUUUCCGCCGAGGCUGGUGCCAACGACGGCUUCGGAUUUCCCUUCCUGAUGCUCGCAACAUACCUCAUUCAGCAUGCUGACAUCCCUGGUGCUGGCACCAAGGCUGCUGAGGGUGCUUCCACUGCCCACGCUCUCAUGGCUCGUGCUGGUGAGGUUGGCCGUCUUGGAGGUGGUGUUUCCGAGGCCUUGGAGAACUGGCUUGUUGAGACUUGGCUGUACGUCGUUGCCUUGUCUAUCGUAUACGGAGCCGUUGUUGGAUUUGGCUCAUGCAAGGCUAUCAAGUUUGCUCUCAAGCACAAACUAGUCGACAGCGAAUCUUACGUCCUCUUCCCUACAGCCAUGGGCCUCUUCCUCGUCGGCAGCUGUGGAGCCAUCGGUACCGACGACCUCCUGGCUUGUUUUGUUGCUGGCUGCGCUCUCAACUGGGAUGGUGACUACCUCCGCGAAACAGAAUCUCGCCACGAUGAAGUCAACUCAUGUGUCGACGUUCUCCUCAACUUCGGCGGCUUUAUGUACAUCGGUGCUAUCCUGCCUUGGGAAAGCUUCAACGACCCGACUGGUACUGGAAUCACUCUUCCUCGCCUGAUUGGUCUUGGUUUCCUGGUCCUCAUCUUCCGUCGAUUGCCCGCCAUCCUCGCUUGCUACAAGCUUAUGCCCGAUGUCUGCAAGGACUGGAAGGAGGCUCUGUUCAUGGGAUACUUCGGUCCUAUUGGCGCUGGCGCUGUUUUCUACGUCGAGCACGCCCGUCAUUUGUUCCCCCACGACGGCGAGGGUGAUGCAGAGGAGACCAACCUUGUCCGUGCCAUGGGACCGAUUGUGUACUGGCUCGUCCUUUUCUCCAUCGUCAUCCACGGCCUUUCCAUUCCUGCCCUCAACAUUAUCUAUUCCUUGACUGGCAAGGAGGCUAUCAAGGAGGAUGCUGUCGAGGUUCGGCGAAUCUCGAUGCGUGCUGCUACGCCUACCAAUGCCAUGGCUGGUGACAGGGAUACCUUCAUUGCGUACAACCGGUUCAGUCGCCAAAUUGGUGUCCCAGCUGCCGAGCUGCCAUCUCAGAAGGAGACGCAGUACUGGUCAGACGAUGAUGAACUGGCCAAAGAACGACCCGUGAACAACCGAAGGAGCGCUUUGACCUGGGCAAACCAUGUUUAG
Messenger RNA from Fusarium pseudograminearum CS3096, 1662 nucleotides. RefSeq lists its product as uncharacterized. The record is from RefSeq and is a predicted model, not a curated record. NCBI's taxonomy places the organism in Eukaryota, Fungi, Ascomycota, Sordariomycetes, Hypocreales, Nectriaceae. Gene Ontology annotation, cellular component: plasma membrane. Gene Ontology annotation, molecular function: sodium:proton antiporter activity. Gene Ontology annotation, biological process: proton export across plasma membrane; regulation of membrane potential; sodium ion export across plasma membrane. The transcript is spliced from 5 exons. Bases 1 to 1662 code for a protein of 553 amino acids.